This is a messenger RNA of Thunnus maccoyii (southern bluefin tuna), 3293 nucleotides long. Its product is annotated as zinc finger protein 432. Gene Ontology annotation, biological process: regulation of DNA-templated transcription. The record is from RefSeq and is a predicted model, not a curated record. The transcript is spliced from 9 exons. Gene Ontology annotation, molecular function: DNA-binding transcription factor activity, RNA polymerase II-specific; RNA polymerase II cis-regulatory region sequence-specific DNA binding. NCBI's taxonomy places the organism in Eukaryota, Metazoa, Chordata, Actinopteri, Scombriformes, Scombridae. Bases 126 to 3224 code for a protein of 1032 amino acids.
GCAGGAAAUGCUGGAGGAGAGUUGAGGAAACGGGCGCUUGCGUACCGACAGCGCAUGUUAGCCACUAAAUCAAACAACAGCAUUUUAAAUGUAUUUUUCAACGCCAUAGGAGACAUAUCGCAGAAAUGGAGGUUCUUGAACCAACAGAGAAAAUGAACGACCCAAGCUUGCCUCUGUCAUCUCUUCGCCUCCUGGUGCCUCCACUGCAGCUGCUGUCUGCCGCCAUGUGGCAGCUGGCGAAGCAAAAAGAUGUGAUGAAUUACAAUAAGCUUCAGGAGUUUGUGUUCAUGGUAACAGAGGCAGUGCCCGGACUGAUAAACCACAGACAGAGAGCUCAGCUGAUUCUGGGCCUGAGAGCAAGAUUGAUUCUGGAGCUAUGCAAAGGCUCCACUCGAGGUUCGGUUGAUUCCCAAGUUAUCCAAACCCAUUUAGAGAAACUCCCCGUAACCUCUGCAAACACAGAUUACAGGGAUGCAGAGGUGAAAACAACAGAGUCCACUUUCAUUGCUCUUGUUCAGAGCCUGCUGAAAGAUCCAGUUGAGAGAGCGUACUUCUUCCAGGAGGUAUUCCCUGUAGAAUAUGGCCCACAAUACGAUGCUGCCCUGCAUGUGUUAUUGUGGGAGCUGCUCUCAAAACUGGAAAAGCUGCUUCCAGUACCAGACCUUAAACAGACUGCAGCCUGGCUGGGCUCUGCUCCCUCUGCUUUGGAGGAAUGUGUUCAGUCCACAACUGUAGAGCUGAACUUAAUCUUCGAGCACUACAAGAGUUCAGGACUAUUGAAAAUGCCCUAUGGCCCUUCGUCCACCAUAGGUAGCUGCAUCAUGUCUGCUUUAUCAAUUCCUCCCUCGCAGAAAACAAACAUCUCAGUUGGACUGGAAUCGAUCCACAACUAUGCUAACGUGCUAAACCCCGUCACUUUAGUCAGAGCAGAUCAGUACAGCGUCGUGGCCGUCUACACCGAAGUUGAAGUCGGAGCGUCGGAGGUGGAUGAAGAAAUGAUUGAAUCAGCUGAAGUGCAAGUCCAGACAGAUUUCUAUGAAGAAGAGAUAGUGGCUGUAAGCGCAGAAAUCGCUGGCAGUGAGGAGUCUACCAGCUUGAAGGCAGAUGAGACAAGUGAAACUGUGGAUGUUGCCAAAGCUCUGGAGACUCUGACAAAAACGUUUGCGUUAAGGAAGGAGAGCCUUGGUCCAGAUGUACUGACAGGAAAGACUAAUGACUCAAAUAAUGAAUCAACUGUUAAUGAGGAGACUGGCUUCGGAAAUACAACAAAUGAAGAAAAAACACUUGAAGGACUUGAAACAAGCGACCAGACUGAUGAGCAAAGAAAAAACAUUGUUGAAGAGGUGCAGGAGGAUUUCCAACCUGAAUGCACAGAGAGCAACAUGAACUCUUGCACAGAAUUAAAGGAUAAUAAUGAAUCCUUCUCUGUCCAUGAAGAAAUGACUGAUGUCUCCAAUGAACUCUCUGAAACACAACAGUCUUCCUCCUCAGCUAAUGUACGCAGAUCCUCUCGUCUGCAAAUGAAGACUUCGCCAAGUUGGCAGGAGACGAGUAAAUUCAAGAGAUGGUCGAAAGAAAACAGCGAAGAACCAAAAAUGAGCAGAGCUGAUGUAUCAGCUGCCCCCUCUGUGAUAGCAAUCAAAGGAACUGACAAAGGUGAUUCGGAUGAGAUGACCUCCAUCAUCUUCACCUGCUCAAAGUGUCCCUUCCACAACUCCGAGGAAAACAGCCCUCCUCACUUCCACAUGCAGAGUGUUCGCACUGAACUAUACAGGACUCUCUCGGGAGCUAAAUUUACACCGUCUCCUUCCAGCACAGAUGAAAUUUUUACAUCAAUUAAACUUUUUCCCAAAGGAAACACGGAGCAGAGCAAAGCAGAACAGCCCGAUAAUCAGAACAUCAAGGACGGCAAAGUAAAUGUCUCUCAGUCCCACAGCAGACAGAAGGCCCUCACAUGUGAAACAUGCGGUAAGACGUUCACCCGUACGUCAGACGUCCGGAGACACCAGCUCACUCACACGGGGGAGAGACCGUUCCACUGCUCACGGUGUGACCGCACCUUCCAGCACUCGUGGGAUCUGGCGAAGCACGAGAGCAAACAUCACAACGUGGCCAUCUCCUUUUCCUGCCAGCUGUGCGGGAGCUCCUUCGCCAACCUGCGAGCGUUAACCGUCCACCAUAAGAAGUCUCACUCGCAGGAGAGCCAGCUGCCUCAGAUCUGCUCCAUCUGCAGCCAGAGCUUCCCCACUCCCUCUGAGCUGCUGGAGCACAGGAAAUCCCACGUCACCAGUAAACGCUACAUCUGCCAAAAGUGCGGCGAGGGUUUCGAUUCCCUGCUCGCGCGCUCCCAGCACCGGCAGAUGCAUCAGGUGAAGCGUCAGUUUAAGUGCCCGCAUUGCGAGAAGACGUACACUCGCAGGUCUGAUGUGAAGAGACACCUGUCAACCCACACAGGAGAGCGACCUUACCAGUGUAACCAGUGCAGCAAACGGUUCUCGCUCCGCUUCAUGCUCAUGAAGCACCUCCGUGUUCACACAGGCGAACGGCCUUUCCAGUGCUCCCACUGCCCCAAGAGGUUCACCCUGGUGUCUGUGCUGGCCAGACACGAAAGGAUGCACACCGGGGAGAAGCCGUUCCUCUGCUCCCAGUGCGGGAAGGGCUUUUUGUCACAGGGAGAGCUCUCCAAACACCACAGGUCACACGUGGACGACAGGCCCUACUCCUGCCCUCAGUGCGACAAACGUUUCAAGAGCAAGAAAACCCAGCAAGAACACAUCGUCUCCCACACCGGCGCCCGCCCGUACCCCUGCACCUACUGCGGGAAGGGCUUCACCAAACCGUACGCUCUGACCAGACACAAUCUCAUCCACACAGGAGAAAGGCCGUUCCCCUGCGGCCACUGUGAGAAGUCGUUCCUCACCCUCAGCGAGGCUCAGCUGCACCAGCGUAUUCACACGGGGGAAAGGCCGUAUCCCUGCAACAUGUGCGAGCUCAAGUUCAAGAGCUCGUCAGAGCUGGCACGACACAAGCGCAGCCAUUCGGGGUUGAAGCCGCUGAAGCCACACUGUGAGCGGUGUAUGAAAACAUUCACAUCCAAAGCAAAACUGAAGAAACACAUGGAGACACACAGGGAGGAGGGAGAAGCAGAACAGUCUUUGGACUCUAUAGAGCCUGAACAAUCCAAUAAUAGAACAAAUAACUCAAUGGUUAAAUUAGUAAAAUAGUGGCGAGGAGUAUUGUUUCAGGAUGCUUGAAUUUAGAUGUUUAGCUUCAUCACAUGUAUCAAGUUCCAA